CUGAGAAUGAAAUAACUAUAUUUUUUAUUCUCAACAUUCACUACUUCUGGUUUUAUGGAGAAACUAAAACACAUCGAUGUAUGUUAAACUUAAAAUUAAAAAAGGAUUAUUGAAAUGAAAAAUCAAAUGCAUAUCGCUGGUACUCGGAAAUCCAAGAAAUGAAGGGUGAUAUGAUGAUAAUAAUGACAACACUAAAAAAGCUGAAGUCUUUGGUAAUUUUAUUUUUGAAAAGACAGAGAGAGAGAGUGAGAGAGUAUGAUAAUGUCACUGGCAAGGGUGUUUCAAAGUUGAACACAGACUCAAAAGCCUUAACCUUGUUAAGGGUGGUGGCUGGCUAUCUUGAGUUCUUGCUUCAUUUUCAUUGUGAAAGAAACUCUGCGCCGGAAGAAAUGGAGUCUGUGUGGUUCUCCACCACUGGAUCUGCUGUCCCCCGUGUUGGCUUCUUGGCCAUCUUACUGCUGUCACUGCUAUUGUGCACAACAUUCUCUUCUACUGAAGCCUAUGAUGCACUUGAUCCAACCGCCAACAUUACAAUCAAAUGGGAUGUCAUAAGCUGGACACCGGACGGCUAUAUUGCUGUUGUUACAAUGUACAACUUUCAACAGUAUCGGCAUAUUCAGGCUCCUGGGUGGAUACUAGGGUGGACAUGGGCAAAGAAGGAAGUAAUUUGGAAUGUAGUGGGAGGCCAAACCACAGAGCAAGGGGAUUGUUCAAGGUUCAAAGGGAACAUUCCUCAUUGUUGUAAGAAGGAUCCAACUGUUGUGGAUUUACUUCCUGGAACUCCUUACAACCAGCAGAUUGCCAAUUGUUGCACUGGGGGAGUCCUAACUUCAUGGGCCCAGGACCCUGAACAUGCAAUAAGCUCAUUUCAACUCAGUGUUGGUUCUGCAGGAACAACUAACAAAACGGUCAAACUGCCAAGAAAUUUUACCCUCAAAGCACCAGGGCCUGGUUAUACUUGUGGACCUGCAAAGAUUGUGAAACCAACUAAAUUUAUUACCAAAGACAAGAGGAGAACCACUCAAGCAUUGAUGACCUGGAAUGUUACUUGCACGUAUUCUCAAUUCCUAGCUCAGAAGACUCCAACUUGCUGUGUUUCUCUUUCAUCCUUCUACAACAAUACAAUAGUAAACUGCCCUACCUGCACCUGUGGUUGCCAAAACAAAACAGAACCUGGAAGCUGUGUAGAUCCUAAUUCCCCACAUUUAGCUUCAGUUGUAUCACCCCCAGGCAAAGCUAUAAGUACACCUCUGGUCCGGUGCACCAAUCACAUGUGUCCUAUUCGAGUGCAUUGGCACGUGAAACUUCAAUAUAAAGAGUACUGGAGGAUCAAGAUUACAAUCACAAAUUUCAAUUACAUAGUGAACUAUUCACAAUGGAACCUUGUUGUCCAGCAUCCAAACUUUGACAAUUUAACUCAGGUUUUCAGCUUUAACUACAAGCCGAUAACGCCUUAUAUGGGCUUAAAUGAUACUGGUAUGCUGUGGGGAGUAAAGUUCUACAAUGAUUUACUUACUUCAGCAGGACCCCUUGGGAAUGUGCAGUCUGAGCUCUUAUUCCGAAAGGACAAAUCAACCUUCACAUUUGAUAAGGGAUGGGCUUUCCCUCGAAGAAUUUAUUUCAACGGAGAUAACUGUGUAAUGCCACCUCCUGACGCCUAUCCAUGGCUGCCAAAUGCAAGUUCAAGACUAGUUUUCUCUUUACUAAGCACAGUUUUUGGCACUUUAGCCUGUGUGGUAAUGUUAUUGACUUAACCAUGUUGGAGAAUCUAUAUAUGCGGAACAUAAAAGGAGUUAUCUUCUCUUUUGAAGUUACAUAAGUUAUCUGCACAUGAUUGCUGAAGCUGAAGUCGUUCACACGGUUCAUAGUAUGCAUGGAACACAAGAACCCUGUUCAAUUCUGUUAUUUACUUAGAAAGGUGGAUUUUACUCCCUCGUGUAUGUUGUAGCUUUUUGCGUUGUAAAAUUAUGUAGUUGUUACUUUUUCUUUGUUCUUUCUCUUCGCUCUUUAGAGUAGACAAUUGAUCUCCCAGCAUUUUGAUGAAUUCAAGCAUAAAGUUUAGUCAGCACCUUCUACACCUUUCUAGAGUGAUUUUCUCUUCAUUUUUUGUAUGUAUAAAUUAUCGAUGUUCAUUUUAGCUUCUAUGUCUUAUCAUUUGUACGUGAAUGAUCAUCAUUAUUAGUGUUGAAAAUAAUUUAAAUGUGAA
Messenger RNA from Vigna unguiculata (cowpea), 2206 nucleotides. Its product is annotated as protein COBRA-like. Gene Ontology annotation, cellular component: plasma membrane. The record is from RefSeq and is a predicted model, not a curated record. Gene Ontology annotation, biological process: plant-type cell wall cellulose biosynthetic process; cellulose microfibril organization. NCBI's taxonomy places the organism in Eukaryota, Viridiplantae, Streptophyta, Magnoliopsida, Fabales, Fabaceae.